This is a messenger RNA of Aspergillus novofumigatus IBT 16806, 1156 nucleotides long. RefSeq names its product arylformamidase. Gene Ontology annotation, molecular function: arylformamidase activity. The coding region runs from base 269 to 1156 and encodes 295 amino acids. NCBI's taxonomy places the organism in Eukaryota, Fungi, Ascomycota, Eurotiomycetes, Eurotiales, Aspergillaceae. The transcript is spliced from 2 exons. The record is from RefSeq and is a predicted model, not a curated record.
CAGAUUAUGAAUAGAUUAUGGACUGACACCUUCAUCGCAUUAAUGACAGACCUCAUCAUCCUUCGGUGUGCGCAAUUAUGAUAGUCUGAAUUUAGAAGUAAUGAGCCGCUGCACCAUUAAAACCAAGGUCACUAGAGAGGUAGUAAUCGGCAGUGGCUAUGCCACCUCGGCCCCUCUUGAUCGAUAACCCAUUUUCUGUCUACUUGACAUUUCAGUUACUUGUACAGUGCACCGAGAACUAGCUCUUGGACGCAAAUAUAACGUGGUAAUGCCUACAGAAACGCUUCAGUAUGGACAUCACAAGCUCCAAACAGUGACAAUCUCCACCGUAUCAGACAACCUCGAUGCAGGCUAUUGGGUGAUACUGAUCCACGGCGGAGCCUGGAGAGACCCAACUCAAACAGCCGUCUCGUACCUCACCCCGGCCGAGUCCAUCCUCACCACACCCCCAGCAUACACCUCCACAACCCUUCCGCACAUCGCAGCCUUCGCAUCGAUCGAGUACCGCUUGAGUGCCCACCCGAGCUACCCACAGAAUCCCGAUCACACUGAUCCUACUGAACACCGCAAUGCCAAACAUCCAGACCAUAUCCGCGACGUGCAAGCAGCUCUGGAUCUCUUGCAGCGCAAGUAUGGGUUCGGGACCAAGUAUAUCCUCGUCGGGCACAGCGCUGGUGCGACUUUGGCCUUUCAAUCGGUGAUGGGAGCUUUCCGGGACAGCGCCGCUGCUGUUGUUUCUCCUCCAGCUGCGAUACUGGGGAUGGCGGGUAUUUAUGAUUUACGACUUCUGCGUGAUACCCAUCGGCAUAUUUCUGCGUAUCAAGAGUUUAUUGAAGGGGCGUUCGGUUCUGACGAAGCGGUGUGGGGUGCGGCCUCGCCUGCCUCUGUGAAUGGCUCGGAGGGAGUUGAGGGGGGAUGGACAUCUGGUCGACUGGCUGUGCUGGCGCACUCGGCUGAAGAUGGGCUUGUGGACGCUGCUCAGCAGCAGGCGAUGCAAGCUGCACUCAGUCGCUGGGAGGACAGCACACCGCAAGGGAGUGGCCAGAGACGAGUUGAAAUGCUCUCUCUCAAAGGCGACCAUGAUGACGCCUGGAUAAAGGGAGACGAGCUGGCAAGGGCCAUUGCUCAUACAUUAGCGGGCCUACAGAAAGUGUAG